Messenger RNA from Aspergillus calidoustus, 351 nucleotides. The record is from the annotation of a GenBank genome assembly. Lineage: Eukaryota; Fungi; Ascomycota; Eurotiomycetes; Eurotiales; Aspergillaceae.
AUGGUCAAAGACUCCAACACCGUGAUCAACGAAUUCAACGGCCUGGUCAACAUGACAGCCAACGAACUGCGCGACUGGCUCCACGAAGAGCAAUCGCAGUCCUCGGGCUGGAAGAACGAGUCCACUGGCGAGACAAUCGGCCAUGAAAGCGGCCGCAAAAUCGUCAACAUCCUCGAACACAACCCGAACAAGGAUCCCUCGGGGUACACGGACGAAGACGUCGACCAUAUGCGGCGGGUGGUUUCGUACUGCAAGCGGCAUCUUGCGCAGGAGGAGACGGCGAAACGGAAUCCGGAUAGUAAGAGUUAUCGGUCGCUGAAGAACUGGGGGCAUGAUGCGUUGAAGGAGUGA